AUGCCCAGAAAAUUCUUAGGUGAAAAAAUUGAAAGAGGUGUGGAUGUCGUUAGGCCUGCCUCAUUGACACUAACUUCCGAAGAUUUGGCCAACAUACCUGUUUUUCCAAGCAGUCCAGAGAGUGAUACCGAAGAUAAAGUGAAUUAUGAAGGAGAGAAAUCUAAGAGACUAUCUCGAAAAUUUGGCGGUACCAUAAAACUGAAACAAAGGUUAGAAUCUGUCCCUGAAUUAUUCCUUCAUGAUUUUGGGAAGAAAAAGAGAGUCCCACCGAGACAAAAGAAAAUAGAUGAGAAUAAGGCUAAAAGAUCCUUUACAAGAAAAGAGUUUCCAUUGAAUGCAGUCCCUGAAGAAGAAUCCGCAAAUAUUGAUAAGUUGCUUGCAAAUGAUUUGCAAAGCUUGCAACGCAAUCCACUUGUUCUACCAUUACAAAAUACCCCAAAAAAUUUGAUAACAGAUCAUAAGAUUAGUGUGGGUGCUCAAAAUGGGAAGAGUGAGAGUGAGAUUCUAUUCGAUGAAAUUCUCGCUGCAUAUUCAAAUGUUGAAUAUUCCAAGACAAAUAACAUGCUAACCUCAGAAAUAUAUAGGGUACUCGACCAUGUAGCAAAUGAGCAGAAGAAUAUGGUGAAGGUGAACGGUUUCAGUACUCCAAAGGUAAUUCAUUCCACCUUUGCUGACAAUACCGAUUAUUUAUCAUUAGAUAAAACACCAUUACUAGAGUGCUCUGGAUUAACCCCACUCAGAAAUGAAAUGCCCAGCCCAGAUUAUACUUCACCUUCCGAAAGGUGGAGUUCUGAUGGAGAUGAAUUUGAGAGUUUAAGUCGGAACUCUUUGACUUCGGGAGAUGAUGGAUACUAUACAGCUAAAGAUUCAAUAAAAUCAUCGCCUUCAUCAUAUAUCGAUGAUUUAGACAUUAAAAGUGCACUCCCAAUCGUAACAGAAAAUAAUUUAAGCUUUUGCACUCCAAGUAAUUGUAUUGAAAAGAGAAGAUUACACCAAUUGAUCAUCAAGCCAACGAUAUUUAGUAUAGACAAUUAUGAGUGGCCUGAUCAUGCUGAACUAAAAGAUAAUAACCAAUCUAGCGAUUCCUCAGGAGCAACUUUGGUACCUAUGGACUCCCUAAAGGUACUUCAAGAAAAAAUUGAUAAUAUUGAUAUAACGAGUUGCAGCAGUAGUAUUUACAGUGAAAUAUGA
Messenger RNA from Naumovozyma castellii, 1191 nucleotides. It is a transcript of the gene DSE3, whose product is annotated as Dse3p. NCBI's taxonomy places the organism in Eukaryota, Fungi, Ascomycota, Saccharomycetes, Saccharomycetales, Saccharomycetaceae. The transcript has a single exon. The record is from RefSeq and is a predicted model, not a curated record. The coding region runs from base 1 to 1191 and encodes 396 amino acids.